Erinaceus europaeus (western European hedgehog) is the source of this 3762-nucleotide messenger RNA. RefSeq names its product biogenesis of lysosomal organelles complex 1 subunit 5 (gene BLOC1S5). The coding region runs from base 31 to 519 and encodes 162 amino acids. NCBI's taxonomy places the organism in Eukaryota, Metazoa, Chordata, Mammalia, Eulipotyphla, Erinaceidae. Gene Ontology annotation, cellular component: transport vesicle; BLOC-1 complex. The record is from RefSeq and is a predicted model, not a curated record. The transcript is spliced from 4 exons.
UUAUUGUUGUAGUUAUUGUUGUUGUUGUUGAUGUCGUCAUUGAUAGAUCGGACAGAGAAAAAUGGAGAGAGGAGGGGAAGACAGAGAGGGGGAGAGAAAGAUAGACACCUGCAGACCUACUUCACCGCCUGUGAACUGACUGCCCUGCAGGAAAAACGUGGUCUUCGAGAAAUGCGCGUUCUUGAGAAUCUGAAGAAUAUGAUCCAUGAGGCAAAUGAACAUACACUUCCCAGAUGUAGAGAAACAGUGCAGGGCAGCUUGAGCCCAGUUCUCCGGAGAUUGCAAACAGCCACUAAUUCAGUCUGUAGACUCCAACAGAGGGAGCAGGAACGAAGAAAGAUUCAUAAUGACCAUUUAAUAACUAGUGAAAAGCAGCAUGUGAUCCAGUGGGAAAAUUUCAUGAAAGAGCAACACAACAAGCAGGCUGAAGUGGAUGAAGAACACAGAAAGGCCAUGGAGAAGCUUAAGGAGCAAUAUGCCCAGAUGGAGAAGGAUCUCGCAAAAUUUUCAACUUUUUAGAAACCUGAACCAGGACAGCAACAAACUUUGGGGAAACAUUUACAUCCCCUUUGAAAAUUGUUGUCAGCAAAUCGCUUAGCCUCUGCUUCAAACUUAGCAAUAUAUUCAAUGGCACUCAUAUCAGGAGCAAAAAUCCUGUACUAGUAUCGGAGUUAAAUUUUAAAAAGGAAGAGUGCUCUGUCUUCCCAGUUCUAAGUGCCUAUCUAUAUAUGAUUAUUUGAAUGGGGAAGAGUAAGCAGAAAAUGGGAUAAGUUUACUCUUUUUUGGUCAGAUCUGGUCCUCUUUUUCAUCGACUCUUAGACAACUGUGAAUUUUAUUCAUGUGACUUACAGAUAUCAUCUACCUGUCACAACCUGCUUAACUAUUGCAAGAAUAGAAAAUGUUGUUCCAUACAUAGUGUGCUAAAAUCCACUGUCUCGGAGGGAGCAGAAAGCACUUCUACAAGAGGCAAGACUCACCCUGUGCCCCUCCUCUGGCUGAUGGCUGUGGUGGUCUGCCUGUUGGAAAGGGGGGAUGUUUCAGUGUAGCACAGUGGGGAUGCUUCACUGAGGAGAAGACAGAAUGCAGGCCUUCCAGCACUUCAUAGUUACAGCUUUUAAAACUUGCUUGGAAGGAAAAGUUUACCAAAAAGACAUUUGACUUUUAGCCUUUCUGAGGACUAUCACCUUGCCCAUAGUAUUUACCUCAUUUUUGUGUCUGUUUUGCUAUGGGUAAGUUUUGUAAGAGAAUAUUUGUACAUGUUUCAACAGCUUAGUGAGUGGCCAGUAGAAUGGGCCAGGGAGUCCCUCUGAACAUGUGCAACUUCUGCUACAAAUCAAACAGAAAUAUUUGCCUACAUGCCAGACGUUCCAUGUUAAAUGUAAAUCCUUUUUAGUGAUUAACAUCUCUUCUCAUAAGCAGGUAUAUUGUGGUGAAAUAUGUAUUAACUCUGUCAUCACUGUGAUUUUUUAAAAUCUGCACUUAACUGUUUUAGUUAAGGAACUAAGUUGAUCUUAUUUACCAUAAAUCAAGCAAAAUUAAAUGCAAUAAUUUCAAGAGAUUUAUGGCAAAUGGAUUUGAGGUAUGGAGAACUCCUUCAAAUAUUUUUCUUGCUCUUCAGUGAAGAAAAGCUCAAGAAAAAGCAUGUAUGUUCCUAUGUCAUUGAGGAGUUGUUGCUGCCGGCAAGUGACAAUGCUGGGCUGUGUGAAUUCAUGGCUCUCUGUCAAAGCUUCAUUCUUGGCUGCAUGUUGAAAAUGUGAUUAAAGUUAAUAGAAGAGAUGAAAUAAGUAUUUGAGAUUUCUUUCAAUCACACUGAACUUGUGCCAGCUCUCUCUCUGUCCGCUGCUGUGGCCUUGACAGGUCCAUCCAUCAUUCUUGAUUCUUGGGCUCAGAGGAGCCCCUGGCUGUGACACUGCAGCACGUUGGAAUUUUCACAGUUCUCUCUCAGUGGAUGGAAAGAAAAACCCUACUUCCAAAAAUAUCCACACAUGGGAUGGGAGGGGAAGCUGAAAUGAAAAUUCUCCUUGUACCAUAGGCAGGUUUGGGAAUUCUAUUAGCUGGCAGCACACCAUUGAACAGAUGUGGCAUCCAUGAGGACUUUGUGUGAGUGAGGUGGGGCUCAUCAAGUGUUUGUUCACCGCACAUAAUAAAUACUUUACCUUAAGAGUUUGUAUAUGUUAUAUGAGGACCUCAGAGACGUCGUCAUCCAAAAUAAAUUGAUGGGCUUUUGAACUCUAAACAUUAAGAUGCUGAUUUUUUUUUUCUUCUUUUUAGCCAUUGACUAUAACUUCCCAGUCUUUUGUUUUCAUUCACUAUAACUUCUAAAAGCACUGGUUUACUUGCUUUCCUUUUACUGUUCUCAGUGAACACUUUAUUUUCCCACUCCCAAAUUACUGUUGAUAUAUAUUUUUAUUUAUAUGUUUGAAAUUAACUUUAAUAACUUAGAGUUUACAUUUCUGCUGUUAAACAGAGAUAGGAGUUCUGUGUAACUUUGAGAUUAUUUUGUGAUGAUCAAAUGAUGUAAUGUUUAAAGCAACAUAGGAAUAUUUGUUUUUAUGUUCUAAGUAUUUUAUAUUAUUAUUUAGUUUUACUUAUGUAUGUGCAUAGUUCUUGCAUUUCUUAAGAGGUAUAUUAAAAUUAUCUUUUUUUAUCAGUUUCUGUUUUAACUAGAUUAUAGUCAGAGACUAGGUUCAUAUAAGACUGGUAUGUUGAAAUUUGUGGAUAUUUGCUUUAUGACUGAAAAUAUGGUUAGCUUUUAUGAAGUCAUAUGUAUUUUCUAUUGCUGGGUAUGCAUUAGACCAAGCUUGUUAUUUUUCAGUACUUGUAUAGUCUCCAUUUUACUGGUGUUUUUCCUUCUACUUGUUCUUUCAGAUUUUUUUUUUUUAACCUCCAAGAUCAUUGUUGGGGCUUGGUGCUUGCACUAUAAAUCCACAGCUCCUGGAGGCCAUUUUUCCCAUUUUGUUGCCUUGUUGUCAUUAUUGUUAUUGUUACCACUGGUGUUGUUGCUGUUGGACAGGACAGAGAGAAAUCGAGAGAGGAGGGGAGACAGAAAGGGGGAGAGAAAGAUAGACAUGUGAGACCUGCUCCACUGCUUGUGAAGCCAUCCCCCCUGCAGGUGAGGAUCCAGGAACUUGAACUGGGAUCUUUACGCUGGUCCUUGCACGUUCUUUCAGAUUUUGAGAGGUGUAGUUUCAUACUACAGGACAUUGUUCUGAUUUCUCUGUAAUUCUAUCAAUUUUUGUUUUAUAUAUUUUGAAAUUUUAUUAGAUACAUGCAAGUUCAACAUUAUCUCCCAAGUUUAGAAUUGAACAUUUUAUAUAUAGUCAUUACAUUAUAAUGUUUUUAUUUUAUGUUGCUUUAACAUUUUUUUUAAGAAAAACAUUUACAUAGGCAAUACCUAGCAAGCUAGUGUUUCUAUGGUAUGCAUCUACUCAUUCUUCUGGUGAACCUUUCUGGUUUAUUUAAUAGAUGCCAUUAAAAAACUGUAAUUAGGGCUAGGAAUAUGGAUUGACCUGCAGACACCCACGUCCAGUGGAGAAGCAAUUACAGAAGCCAGACCUUCUACCUUCUGCACCCCAUCAUGACCCUGGGUCUAUGGUCCCAGAGAGAUAAAGAAUAGGAAAGCUUCCAAUGGAGGGGAUGGGAUGCAAAACUCUGGUGGUGGGAAUUGUAUGGGAUUGUACUCCUGUUAUCCCACAGUCUUGUCAAUCACUAUUAAAUCAAUAAAAUAAAUAAAUAAAAACUUAACUAGAACCAACAAAAUAA